Messenger RNA from Callorhinchus milii (elephant shark), 2346 nucleotides. It is a transcript of the gene atg7, whose product is annotated as ATG7 autophagy related 7 homolog (S. cerevisiae). Gene Ontology annotation, biological process: protein modification by small protein conjugation; autophagy of mitochondrion; piecemeal microautophagy of the nucleus. The record is from RefSeq and is a predicted model, not a curated record. Gene Ontology annotation, cellular component: cytoplasm; phagophore assembly site. Bases 43 to 2154 code for a protein of 703 amino acids. Gene Ontology annotation, molecular function: Atg12 activating enzyme activity; Atg8 activating enzyme activity. Lineage: Eukaryota; Metazoa; Chordata; Chondrichthyes; Chimaeriformes; Callorhinchidae. The transcript has 18 exons.
UGAGCAGUGACGUACUAAAUGUGCGUCGGGGGCUGAGCUGCGAUGGCGCUGAGUUUCGCGCCGCUCUGCAGUGCUCUGGACGCGGGUUUCUGGCACCAGUUAACCCGCCGCAAACUGGAGCUUUACCGACUGGACCAGAGCGCCAAACCGCUGCGGGGACAUUACUACAACGGAGAUCCCAGUGGAUUACCAACUCGUCUGACCUUGGAGUUCAGCGCCUUUGACGUGAACACACUGACCCCAGCGCGGUGCUGCCCAGCAUUCGGCUCCCUGUACAACACCAACACCUUCCAGGCCUUCAAAUCCACUGAUAAGAAAGCUUUACUGGAACAGGUGGGGAAGGAGAUCUGGGAGUCCAUAAAGUCCGGCCGAGCAGUGGAGGACCCCACUCUACUGAACUCCUUUAUUCUGCUGACGUUUGCAGAUUUGAAGAAGUACCAUUUCUAUUACUGGUUUGCGUUCCCUGCGUUGUGUUUCCCGGAGAUGGUGCCCCUACUCCAGCAGCCGGUCAGCUUAUCAGAGAGCUUCUCCAGCGCUCAGGUGGAGUCUCUGCAGCGUGCAUAUGACGAACUGUGUCAGGAGGAGAGCCUCUCUGCCGUCCCUUACUUCCUCGUCAAGUACUCUGACCAGACCGUCUUGUUGGCGCCUUUAAGAAAAUGGAACGAGUUCUUCAGAGACCAGAGAAAGGUAACUGUGGGUUUCUGUGAUCCUUGCACCUUAACCCAGUACCCGGGGUGGCCACUACGGAACCUUCUGGUCCUGAUUGCCUACAGGUGGGGUGAGAGGCUCGAGUCGCUGGAGAUCCUGUGUUACAGAGACCGGACGAUGCAGGGCCAGAGAGACAGUCAGCACAGCCUCCUCCUCCAGGUGCAGCUUCCUGACAUGGCGGCCACCACAGAUUGCCCGAAGUGUGUUGGCUGGGAGAAGAAUCAGAAAGGAGCCCUGGGUCCACGGAUGGUGAACCUCAGCGAGUGUAUGGAUCCCAAGAGACUGGCCGAGGCUUCUGUUGACCUGAACCUGAAGCUGAUGCGCUGGCGGCUGGUGCCCACGCUGGACCUGGAGCGGGUGAGCACGGCACGGUGCCUGAUGCUGGGAGCCGGCACCUUGGGCUGCAACGUGGCACGCACCCUGCUGGGUUGGGGAGUCAGGCAGAUCACUUUCGUGGACAACGCCAGAGUCUCCUACUCUAACCCUGUGCGCCAGUCUCUGUUCGAGUUUGAGGACUGUCUGGAUGGUGGGAAGAUGAAAGCUGUGGCCGCGGCCGAAAAACUGCGGCAGAUUUUCCCCGGAGUGAAAGCCGAGGGCUUCAGCCUGAGUAUCCCGAUGCCGGGACACCCUGUGGAUUUCUCUGUGGAGACGAGGGAACAGGCGCGGAGAGAUGUGGAGCAGCUGGAGGAACUGGUGCGCUCACACGACGUCCUCUUCCUCCUCAUGGACACUCGGGAGAGCCGCUGGCUGCCCACCGUCAUGGCGGCCAGUCACCGCAAGCUGGUGAUCAACGCUGCUCUGGGCUUCGACACCUUUGUGGUGAUGAGACACGGGCUGAAAAAAGCGAAGCAGGAAUGUGGGGAGCCAGCUACCUCCACCGGCCCACCCCCCUCGGCCACAGACCCACCCCCCUCGGCCACAGGCCACUCCCACUCCACGGGACCCUCCCUCUUCUCCAACAUUCCGGGAUACAAGCUGGGCUGUUACUUCUGCAACGAUGUGGUGGCCCCUGGAGAUUCCACCAGAGACCGCACGUUGGACCAGCAGUGCACGGUCAGCCGGCCCGGCCUGGCCAUGAUCGCGGGAGCCCUGGCUGUCGAGCUGAUGGUUUCCAUCCUGCAGCAUCCCGAGGGUGGCUACGCCGUGGCCAGCAGCAGUGACGAUCGCUUGAACGAGCCACCCACGUCCCUCGGUCUGGUUCCUCAUCAGAUCCGGGGCUUUGUAUCCAGGUUUGACAACGUGCUGCCGGCCAGCCUGGCCUUCGACAAGUGCACAGCCUGCUCCGCCGUGGUCCUGGAUCACUAUGAGAAAGAAGGAUUCCAGUUCCUGGCUAACGUCUUCAACUCUUCUCAUUCCUUCCUGGAGGAUCUGACCGGUCUGACACUGUUACACCAGGAAACUCAGGCCGCGGAGAUCUGGGACUUGAGCGACGAUGAAAGUUUCUGAACAGAUUGCUGAACGAGCAAUGUAUGUACUGGGGGAGGUGAGGUGGGGGUGGGGGGCAGCGCUGCGCACAGUGCUGUGGUCUAUGCUGGGGGAUUGGGGGGAUCCGCAUGCUGUGUGGUCUCCCGGCGUUACUGUGGCUGUGAUCACUUUAAUUGUGAGCUUUUUCUGUGUAAAUAAAGCUGAUGGUUUUUA